CAAAAACAACACUGUUUGAUCUGAUUUAAACAGCGUCUAACAAGCAACAGCAGCAGUCAGCAAGCGACGAACCGCACGUACAACCGACACAUCGCAACACAAUGGGCGAUCAGAAAGGCACGCGCGUCUACGUCGGCAACCUUACCGAUAAAGUGAAGAAGGAGGAUCUCGAGGGCGAAUUCACCAAGUACGGUAAAUUGAACUCUGUCUGGGUAGCUUUCAAUCCACCAGGUUUCGCCUUCAUUGAGUUCGAAAACAAGGAAGAGGCGGAAACGGCCUGUGACAAUCUAAACGGUCAGGACAUCCUCGGUUCGAAGCUGCGCGUCGAAAUUUCCAAGGGCCGCCGGAAUCCACGUGGCGCAUCCCGCGGGUUCCGUGGACCGCCGGGCCGUAACGGGGGCAGCGGUAGCAGUAGUAUCGGUGGAAGCGGUGGUGGUGGCAGCUUCCGCAAUGGGUCGCGCGGUGGCUUCCGGGACGGUGGUUCGAGCUAUCGAAGCGGUAGCAGCGGCGGUGGCGGCGGCGGUGGUGGCAGCUUCCGUGGCGGUAGCCGUAGCUCGGGCCGGUUUGACGGUGGUUAUGGUAGCAGUGGCGGCGGUGGCGGUGGUCGCUCGAGCGGUGGCUACAGCCGGGAUGGUGGCCGCGACGGUGGUUACGGUAGCAGUGGUGGUAGCUUCGGCGGUGGUGGUUACGGUGGUGGCCGUAGCAGUGGUGGCGGUGGUGGACGCUUCCGUUCACGGUCUCCGGUCGGUGGACGGGGUCGGUAUUAGAAAGG
Molecule: messenger RNA, 772 nt
Organism: Anopheles maculipalpis
Lineage: Eukaryota; Metazoa; Arthropoda; Insecta; Diptera; Culicidae
Gene: Rsf1
Product: RNA-binding protein Rsf1
Exons: 1
Coding region: 102-767 (221 amino acids)
Molecular function (GO): RNA binding
Source: RefSeq, a predicted model, not a curated record